This is a messenger RNA of Plasmopara halstedii, 3246 nucleotides long. Its product is annotated as RPA-interacting protein, C-terminal domain. The coding region runs from base 1 to 3246 and encodes 1081 amino acids. The record is from RefSeq and is a predicted model, not a curated record. Gene Ontology annotation, biological process: protein import into nucleus. Gene Ontology annotation, cellular component: nucleus. NCBI's taxonomy places the organism in Eukaryota, Oomycota, Peronosporomycetes, Peronosporales, Peronosporaceae. The transcript is spliced from 3 exons.
AUGUAUGUUACUGACUCAACUCAGCAUAUGAAGAAUCGACAGGAAUCCAACACAUUCAGGAAGACCUUCACUGUUCGAGAUGGAUUUCAUCUGAGAUCUUAUAAUGCCGAAACUUACGCUGCAAUCGCUGCACAACAAUCAUCGCUCGAACAGUCGUCUGAUGCGAUGGCUGUAGACGAUGACCAUUGCCGUCUUUUUCACGAAAGUAUCAAAACGAAAAUUGUAUCAGCACCUCAGCUGGCUCAGCAAAGACUUCGAGCAAAUACGAGAUUGACCAUGAACGUAAAAGACCCGCCGAAAAUUCCAGGCAGUCAUGCACAUAAGUGUGCUGAUGAAGCAUCUGCCACAAUGAACAUUUUGAAUCAAAUACUUCAAUCUGAAAAUGUUUAUCAAGGCUCCAACUGUGAAAACGAAUCGAGAAAGGCUUUUGAAGCAUUGAAAGCCCCUGAAGAAUGGCUGAUAUAUCGGCAUCGACUGAGAGAAACAAAGCAGUUAGAGGCCAAUAAGCUGCUAGAGGAUACUUCCAAUCUUAGCAAGUCGCAUGUAAGAGUGAUAGGAAAGAAUGACGAAGUUCGCUUGCCGAUGAAACCGACGAGUUAUCCGACGUUGACUUCGACCUACAGCAAGCGUGUUGCAGCUGCACGGCCAAAAAAGCACAUGCCGUUUGAUCACGAGUACAAUCAUCACGAUAAGUUACCGGAGACAUCCGAGCAGACAUCGCAAUUUUUUCCGAUAUACAAUGCUAGGGCCCAGAACAAUUUGCUCAAGUCCCAACCAGAGAUCUCAGCAGCUACACCAACCGAAACAGCGUUGCUUGUUUACCCUGAAAAGCCCAGUAUCGAUGUAAGCCAUCUUUAUACAAGACGAAGUGUCAUGCGACACGAAACCGCUAUGGUUCUUCACUCGCGCAGCCUCUCGUCGCGGAUAAAUGAGUUGCGUAAUGUGCCCAAUCUGCUGAAGCAAAUAGAGGCUCAUCGUUUACGGGAAAAGAAGCAGCAUAUUGCAGAGCAUGGCGCUGACAUCGUAGCCAAAAAUUGUAUCAGCCCGAGGACGCAAGGUUUGCAUAAACGCUUGCAGACGCCUUUACUUCCUUCAGCCACCGACUGCAAAAUAAAUCAAGCAAACAAGCGCAAGCAGGAGUUGGAUGCUGCAAGGGAAUAUAAAAUGCAACGCACUAGCAGUCGCUGGCAGGUUUGUCACGACCAAUGCGUAAAAUUCGGUUGUCACAAUGACAUACAGAGUCAGUGGUUAGUCAUUGUCGAACUUGCUGGUAGUUCGAACAAAUGGCUACUUGAAUUUAAGAAAUCUCACCAAAAUUUUCUAGAAAUGAUUAAGCGGCUUCAACGGUUUUGGCGACAACGACGUCUUUUGCAACUGACUCGCUCUCAACCGUCCUUUUCGCUGUCGUCGGCAGCUUUUCGCAUGCCUUCGUUUAUUGUUGCAGUGAUUCAACUACAGCGAAGUGCUCGUGUCUGGCUUAAGCAAAAGCAUCAUCGUGAACGAAGGAGUGAUGUGGUACUUAUCGUGACAGCAUGGUUUGACUUCCAAGACGUCAAAUUUCGGCGCAUUAUCUUGCGCUUUCGGAAACGCGUGCGAGAAUUUCAAUCAAUGUGGCGCUCUUGGCGAGCCAUUACAGCUGCACGGGUCAAGUUACUGCUAAUUGUUUGGGCGAAUAUGGAGCGCAGGAUCAAAAGUCAUCGUGUUGGGACAUCGGAAAAAAAUUUGCUGCCCAGCGAUUCUGACUCACGAUCCCGGAAAGAUUCAUCACUUCUUGCCAUGCUUCAACAAAUAAGAGACGAAAAGCCACAAAAACAACAGUCUAAACGUUUGAAUGGCAUGCAUCGGCAUUCCCGCAGUGGCGGUGCUAUACGCAUGCUUGAGGGUGGAGCUACCAUAGACUUUCAAUCAUUGAAAAGUGCAAAUUCUUCGCCAAUCUCUCAUUUUUCCAGAACUUCGAAACGAACAAAAUCGAUAAGUACCGCACAAACUCGUCGGGAUAAUAUGGGGCAUAAUACGACAGAAAUGACUCAAUUUCACACUGCUGACUUCUGCAAAAUCCAUCGGAAUUUGUCUACUGAGUCGCCAGAGUUUGAUGAACAUUUGUUAAACCACAAAAAGAAUUGUCGCUGUAGUAACCACUUGUCUUUGCUUCAAGUGCCGUCACCAAACCAACUUGUGCCUGUUUCUGCGAAAGUUCCUCUUUCGCUUAAGGUAAAAGUGCUGCGUAAAUUGUUAUGUGACAAACGAAAAAUGUAUUCAAAUGCUCGAGACCGUGGGCUCAAGUCGUGGUCGGCUACUCAAAAGAAGAUGCGCAGUCAAGUCUUGCACUACGAUGUGUUGUACGAGCUAGCAGCCUUUCGGCAGUUGCAAGCCAAGUAUACGACGUUCUUGGUACUUCAUAGCAUUACCGAAUCGGAAAUGACGCAUCUCAUUUAUGAGUUUUUGUACUUUGAAAUAGGAAACAACUGGAAAAUCAAAAUGACACCACCAUUAAAACAACGCAUACCGCUUAAGCGUUUAUCAUUGUCUCCACCUGUAUGUAAGGCGCAGCUUCAUCAGCGCUGUCUGCAGCGAAUUAAAAGAGACCGUGCUCAGCUGAUGGCUAAGCUUCGCAGUCCAGGGUCUUCAUCAAGUGUCUCGGAGGAAAUACAGCUUCUUGUGGCCAAUGAACAGCACAAGGCUUCGCUAUCCGCUUCUCCUGCUGCUGCAGUCUCCGUAGACGACAUGUUGCUUUUAGGUCAUUUGAAAGAAAGUGAAUAUUUAGAGAUUAUCCAUGCGCUAGAGGAUGCGCUGCGUCAUGAAUUUGAGAAAGAGAAGAACGAAGAGGGAGACAAUGAGCUGCGUUUAGCUGAGCACAUGGCCGAACUUGAAGACGCUGAGCUUGAAGCCAUGUUAGCAGGUAUGGAACUUAUGGACGAUUUAGAGCAUUCGAAUGCUAAGGAGCAGCAGCAUACUUCUAUUCAAGUACUAUGUCCCAGUUGUAAAGCGGGCUACCUUCGAGAACACAAGGAUGCACAAGCGUCUACUCCCUUUAUUUUGUGCAGCUGUGGCUUCACAUUCCGUGCCAAGUGCGUGUAUACUUCAUUGCUUGAAGAUUUUCGGGAAAAGAUUGUAAAUGCCUUUAUAACGCACCGCAACACAUGCUCUGCCGACCCGUCAUUUAGAAAACAAACGCUAAUUGACAACAGCGCGGAUUCAUUAUGCAUCCAGUGCACGCAUUGCGGUUGCGACAACGUUUUACCCUGA